Heterotrigona itama is the source of this 5475-nucleotide messenger RNA. NCBI's taxonomy places the organism in Eukaryota, Metazoa, Arthropoda, Insecta, Hymenoptera, Apidae. The record is from the annotation of a GenBank genome assembly.
AUGGAAGAGGAGAGGAGAAAAGGCAGCAACAACGGCAGCACGGGGCCAGCAGUUGGUGCUCGGCUGUAUUUUAAUUAUACCGCAGGCUGCGCGAGAGCCUCAUCCAAUCUCGUUGGCCCUCUCACCGUUCCUUUCUCUCUCCAUCUUUCGUUCUCCACCUCUGCGCCCCCGUCGUGGCCUCCGUCGGCCUCUUCUGGUUUCGCAGGCCAGCCGUGGUACACCACCGAAACGCGAACGAACAAAAGCAAAGAGGCAUCGAGGACGGCCCACCGCUUUAGCCCCUUCGACCGUGCUUCGUCUCGCUCGUACCCUCUUCGACGUUUCUAGUAUUUCCUGCCUCCUUCUACUCUCAUAGUCGUGGAACUACGUUCGUUUUUAUACGGCUAGAACAGCGAACGAACGGGAAGAAGAGUGGAAGGAUGGGUCGUCGAAAGGCUGAACGAAACGAAAGGUAAAUUGUCGAGCUCGAUGGACGAGUCGGUGAUUAGCAGUUUCGAUUCUUUCUUUAUCAUUAAAAGUAUCGAGAGGCGAAGAACAUUUCGAGAUUGUUUCCUUGAGUGGCAGAUCUGCGUAUUCACAUGAAAUUUGAGAAAAUGAGAAACCAAAGAAACUGAAAAUUAAAUAUUAUUAAAUAUCGAAUAAAAAAAAGGAAUUCAGAAACUAACGAAUGAAAUCAAUUGAAGACCGAAAUACGUCCUACUCGUAAGAAUCUGUAUUCGAUUAUUCUUGUGCUUUAGUUUGCAUUCCUUUGAAGGAAGCUGCUCUCACAGUGCUCUUUCAAUCUACGUUCUCCCGAAAAAAAGGCUACCUCCAUAAAAAAAGAGCGAAUCCUCCGAAACCAAAAAAAAAAAAAAAAAAAAUCAUCGAGAAUAAAUUACUCCAUUGCGCAAUCCUCCUCCGGAAUAUAUUGCUCGAUCAAACGCUUCCCCGAAGGGUCCCUGAAUUUUCAUCUUCCCAGCCAAUGAUUUAUUACCUUUGCCUAAACGAUUCUCGUUAUUUAACAGGACACACAGAGUUGAAAUCUGGACCAGCAGGACAUUCUUGGCCAUUCUGCCGCGAGCCUGGUGUAUAAAUCUUCGUCGAAUCGCAGCACGCGCACAGACGCGUUUACGCGCGGGAAUGGCGGCGGCGAGACGCAGCGUUCCGCGUGCAUGUAAGCGGCCUUAUUAUUUCACGGUCGGUGCGUACUCGUUAUACGCGCUUUACAUGGCGGCCUGUUACGUUUACCGGCCAAUUUGGUGGCGGGCGGCCUCGUCUUCUGCCAUCUGUUCACGGCCACGCAGACAGUUCCGUCCGCGGCGUUACGCUUUAAUCCGCGAAACGAGCUCGUUUCGGAUAAACGCCUCGUUUAAGUGAAACUCCAACCGAGCCAGUCUUAAGUACUUAGCUCUUGCCCUCUCGAGCCUCUGCCGAGCCAACGCUGUUUCCAAACGUGAUUUCCUAUUAUCCGCAGCGAAUCGGAGAUACCUCGUCUCAUCUUGCUGAGAGUAUUUCCCUGAGAGGAGUUUGUUCGCCGAGGCAGUGUCUUUCGAACGAAAAUUUGCUAAAUCGUGUACGACUGACAGGAGACAAUUGAAUCGGGUAAUUCUUGUAAAUGAAUUUCAGGCACGGAUCAGAUAUAGAAACACCCGAGACUCGGGCUUGAAUGAAAUUUCCCGAGGGGAAAUCGUUUGUCAAAUUUCUUCUUCGCCGUUCUUCGUCUCGUCUGCGUCUUCGUUUUAUUUCUUAAUUUCUAUCAGAACUGUUUCGCUGUACCUUUUGAUACCCGAUCAGUUCCAAAGAGCGGCUACUUGGAAAAAUCGUCACGUCACGUCGACUCGGAGCUCUUAAUACGACCGCGGAGGAUAGACUUCGGGCGCGAAAUGGCGAGCGAGGGGCAAUCUUUUUCGCUGUUCCAGCGACGGAAACCCCCGAAAUGAUAUACAGUUGUUUGGCAAGGUGAUACGAGGAUCCUUUUCAGCCGGUGGUCGUUGCUCGUGUCGUCGGCAGCUCUUUUACAGCGCUCGUGCAACCACGACCGACAUCAAUCUCGUCAUUAGUCUUCCCUUUCCUCGCUCGCUUCUUGCCCGAGUGUCUUCUUGCUAGACUCGCCCACGGUCUUCGAGUUAUUGAUAAUUUGUCACGCGAUCUCCGACUGCGAGCCAUUCAUCCUUCAUCCGCGAGCGGACCGUUAUUCCACGGCAACUUCUCGCCAGAUCGUCGUCGCCAAAGCGACGCUCGCUUCUCCGGUAAGCCAUUGUGAUCGACGAUCGUACGAAUGACGGGGCCAUCGGAGGCCCAGCUUCCGAUCCACAGAUUCGUUCGGCGCGUCGUCGUUGCAGUUUCGUCCCUGCUAACGAACACGAGACGACGAUAUGCUCGAACGAGAGCGACUGAUCACAGUGGCUUUUCCAACGAAGAUUUAAGGGUUGAUCGCCAGCUGGACACGAGUUCGAUUAUCUCCCGUUUCCUCCUGGGAAAGGAAAAAAGAAAAAAGGAAAUCAAGUCGGCGGUGGCAUGGUUCGACGGAUCGAGAAAAAAAGGAAACAGCCGGUGAACGAGCGAACACGAGGGGAAACGCCUUCUCCGCCCUGAAACGCCUCCUGUCCGUCACGCCGUCAUCCCCCUUCUUCUCAUUUUAUUCCCUAGUCGUGACCCCGACGUUUUUCGUUAACGUUCACCCUCCCAACCACCUACCUAGACAUAAUUACAAUUGACGAAACGCCAGGUUGAAAUAUUCCUUUUGAUCCAUCGACGUCUUUCGUUCAUUUUUGAUCCUCUUCGAGCAUCCCCUGUCUCGAUCGUUCGCAGACGGAAUAAUUAAACUUAAAGGUUGUCAUGGAGUUUUGCAAAUUUCUUCGUUGAGUAUAAUUUGCAUUCCUUUAUCAAAGAUUAUAAUUUUUAAUUGAGGACACUAGGUUGAAAUAUUCCUUUUGAUCCAUCGACAUCUUUCGCUCUUCGAACGUCUCCUCCUGUUUCAGCCUUUCGCAGAUGGAAUAAUUAAAUUUAAAGGUUGUCAUGGAGUUUUGCAAACUUCUUCGUUGAAUUUAAUUUACAUUUCAAUUUUUAAUUGGAGACGCCAGAUUAAAGAAUUCCUUUUGACCCAUCGACGUCUUUCUCUCAUUUUGCUCCUUUUCGAACAUCCCCUUAAAAAUUUAAAGCUUGUGAGUGUAAUUUGCAUUCAUCAAGGAUUUUUAAUUGGAAACACCAGGUUGAAAAAUUUCUUUCGAUCCAUCGACGUUUUUUACUUAUUUUGUUCCUUUUCAAGCAUCUUCUGUCUCCAUCGUUCGCUGACGAAAUAAUUAAAUUCAAAGAUUAUGAUGAAAUUUUACAAAUCUCUUCGUCGAGCGUAAUUUGUAUUCCUUUAUCAAAGAUUCCAAUUUUUAAUUGAAAACGCCAAGUUGAAACAUUUAUUUCGAUCCGUCGACGUCUUUUGCUCGUUUCGCAUCUUUUUAAAGAUUCGUUGCCUCGGUCGUUCGCAGAUGGAACAAUUAAAAAUGUAAAAAUUGUCAUGCAGUUUUGCAAAUUUAUUCGUCCUUCCACUGAAGAUUACAAUUUUUAAUUUAAUUUGUUGCUUGAGUGUAUUUAAUUGAUCAAGUGGAUGAAUGCCGAGACGUAUUUUCCUUUCAUCUUUUCUCGUCUUUCAAAAAUUCAGCCAUUGACAUUUGUCUUUGCCCGAUUACGAAAACGAGUGCUCAACAUUGUUUGUACUUUUCAUCGUACCAUUAAGCCAGUCUUGAAUUUCACCUGUAAAUUAUGUGUAUAUUCAAGUGUAGAUAUCCAAGUGAUGAUAUAUGGAAGUUUCUGGAAGACUUCACUUUCGAGUUGUUAACGAAAACAUCUGAUAUAAAUUUCUUUCUAUAGGCAUCGCUUUCUAUUUUUUCCACAUUUUACUCCUGAUUUUCCAUUAUAUACUCUACUGCGCUUCAUGCUUCGACUUUGUAUUAUUUAACCUAAGAAUUAACAAUUUCCACAAACAUUUUUAACCUCUCUCUUUUGAAUCGAGUUUCACUUUACACCCAGUAAAGUUCCUUCUGAACAGUAAGGCAUUCUUCCAAACGGUGAAACAUUCUUUGACUUUCCAUUCUUCACUAUACACUGUCCUAAUUUUACCUUGUACUGUAGCUCAUUCACAGAUAAUGAACGAUUUUCCACGCGGUUCAGGUGAUUGCCCUUCAGCUAGUACCUAGUCAAGAACCAGUUGAAAUUAUCAACGUGUCAAACACUUGACUCGUUGGUCCCCCGUAUCAAAGUGCAAAACGAACGAAAGACAAAAUGGUGGUUCGAGGGAUAAACCGGCUGCACGUUCGGCCCCCUCGAUUCCAUGAUUUAGGGUAUCGUCCCGAAAGUACCACUUUUCUGCCAUUCCGCUACCAGCCGAUCCCACAAGUCAUUUCCACACCUAUGUAUUAGAAGGCAGCGAGAGAAACGGGCCUUGGCCGACGGUGAAAAAAAAAGGAGAAAGAGAGAGAGAGAGACGAGGGCAAACGGCGCGGUGAACACGGCACGAGCAGACUGUCCGUGAACGGAUCACAGCUGUCCACCACGAAAUUGCAGCGUGCGAGCAGCUACGAACGUUUUCGACCGUUUAAUCGCGAUAAUAGCAGGCCACGCGACGGAACAAACUUCCCGGCCCCCGAAGAUUACGAUGUUCUCGCGCCAGCCAGAAUAAAAGUCACCGAUCGCUACGUUAUAUCGCCGGUGUCACUUGGAAACGCGCGUGAUUACGGCCCUUGUAACGAGGGCUCAGCCCUCUCACGGCCAUCGUUCGCCACUGUUCUCCUCCUUUCCUGGGAAUCCCUGGCAAUUCCCUUCGUUCCUUCCGUCGAAGCUCGAUUGAUAUUAUUAUAAGUUGCAAGUUACAGGCACCGUGCGAUAAAUUCUCUCGUGUCUCACGGUAGCAAUUUUGCACGAUUUGAGAAUUAUACAGAAUAUGCAACGAAAUAAGCGAAUAAAUAAUGCAAUGUCCAUAGGAUUAUAGAGCACACUGUGUAACACUACUUAACAUCUUCCGUGAAUUUAUCGUACUUAAAAUUCCCGUUAAUUUACAUUUACGUACAAUUUUCGCGAGAUUCCCGUACGACCGAUUCCCACGUCCGAACGACGUAAACAAACGUGGCGGACAAUUCUAAAAAUUCCAUCGCCGGGUCUCCUGACGAAGUAGAAAGCUCGACUAAUGAUCCGGCUCCUCUUUCGAGCUGCACUCUCUUCGACCAGAAAGACGAAGAAAAAGAAAAAGAAGAAAAAGAAGAAGAAGAAGAAGAGAUGAAAGAAAAGGGAAAAAACGCGUCGGGGGAUCGGUUUCUUCUCGGCGCGAGACCGCGGAUGAUCAAGUCGCUCUCGAUGGUCGGCGGGGUGAUCAAAGAUCCUAGGCUGAGCCCUUACGAGAACUUAAAGUGGGAGGAAAGGAGGAGGGAGAGGAAGCAAUUUGAUACUUCUUUCGCGAUCGCGUACAGAAUAUUCAGAAAAUACCUGGAGCGAGGCAAAGCACAAUGA